AUGGGCCCCUGUACCGCCUCCUCAUGCUGCUGCCAGGCCCGUAAUCUGCCAUGGGCCCCCGUACCGACUCCUCAUGCUGCUGCCAGGCCCGUAAUCUGUCAUGGGCCCCUGUACCGCCUCCUCAUGCUGCUGCCAGGUCCAGAGUGUGUCAUGGGUCCCUGUACGGCCUAACAUUGCUGCUGUCUCCAUCGCCACACUCUGCCAUGUGCCACUUUCAGGUCUCCUCACACUGCUGGUGGGUUCCAUUUUGUCAUAGGGUGCUGUAUGGCCUCCCAUUGCUGCUGCCUCCACCGCCACACUGUGGCUCCACACUCUGGUUUUGGCCCCGUGACUGCCCAAAUGAGUGAAGUGUGCGGUGAUUCUAAGAUCGACGGCACUCAUCUGCAUGUCAUACUGACUGACAGUAUUAUUUCUCUUCCCCAGCAGACUCCAAGGGCAUUUAAAUUAAAGGUACAGUGUUCUGCACUAAUAUAA
Messenger RNA from Staurois parvus, 474 nucleotides. The record is from the annotation of a GenBank genome assembly. NCBI's taxonomy places the organism in Eukaryota, Metazoa, Chordata, Amphibia, Anura, Ranidae.